UGUUUGUUCCUAUAUUUUCCACAUUUGGCAGAACACAAGGCGACGACUUCAAUGGCUCAUAAUCUUAUCCUCAUAGUCGUCUCUCUUUCUCUAACUGCUGGGUAUUCUCUUUCCUCAAGAGAUGCUUACUCAAAACGAGACGACGAAUCAUAUGUUAUGACUACGAGUGACCAAGAAUCAUCAGUGGUCGUUGUAGAAGAUCUAGUAAAAGGUCGUCUCCUAGCCAGAGUACUCGCCAGCUCAGAAGUGAUUGUGAAUAAUGUAGCUCAUAAGAGCACUUCAAAAAAAGGUGGGAAGAAGAAACAUAAGGGCAAGAAAAUAGGACCAUUGGGUUUUGCAGCCCUAUUUGGGAUUACCUUUGCACUACUUGUGGUUUUACUUGUGAUCCUUANACUUGUGAUUUUACUUGUGAUCUUUAGUGUUAUAUACGUUUUUCAUCUGAAGCGCAAAACAAAAAAUGCUCAAAGCACUGAAAAAUAA
Camelina sativa (false flax) is the source of this 480-nucleotide messenger RNA. Lineage: Eukaryota; Viridiplantae; Streptophyta; Magnoliopsida; Brassicales; Brassicaceae. The record is from RefSeq and is a predicted model, not a curated record.